AACAAAACCCUGAAUGGGCCGCACUCUGGACCACUAUAUAUAUAUAUUGUCUGAAGCAACGCUCGAAACCCUAGUUGCGAAAGAGAGGUUGAGAGCGUUACCAGUAUUUUCUCUCGUAUCUUCGCGGCCUCUGUGUUCUCUGCAACAUGAAGUUCAACAUCGCAAAUCCGACAACCGGGUGCCAGAAGAAGCUCGAGAUCGACGAUGACCAGAAACUCCGGGUAUUCUGGGACAAGAGGAUCUCACAGGAAGUAAGUGGAGAUGCUUUGGGUGAGGAGUUCAAGGGCUAUGUAUUCAAGAUUAUGGGUGGUUGUGACAAACAAGGUUUCCCAAUGAAGCAGGGAGUUUUGACUCCGGGUCGUGUUCGUCUUUUGCUGCAUCGAGGAACCCCUUGUUUCCGAGGGUACGGUAGGAGAAAUGGAGAGCGUAGAAGGAAGUCUGUUCGUGGAUGCAUUGUUAGCCCUGAUCUCUCCGUUCUAAACUUGGUUAUUGUGAAAAAGGGUGAUAAUGAUCUGCCUGGACUAACUGAUGUUGAGAAACCAAGGAUGAGAGGCCCAAAAAGGGCAUCAAAGAUCCGUAAACUCUUCAACCUUUCCAAGGAAGAUGAUGUUAGGAAAUAUGUCAACACAUACCGUCGGACUUUCACAACCAAAAAUGGCAAGAAUGUGAGCAAAGCUCCUAAGAUUCAGAGGCUGGUGACUCCCUUGACCUUGCAGAGGAAGAGAGCCAGAAUUUCCGAUAAGAAGAAGAGGAUUGCCAAGGCCAAGUCAGAAGCUGCUGAGUACCAAAAGCUUCUUGCUUCUAGAUUGAAGGAACAGAGGGAGAAGCGUAGUGAGAGCUUGGCCAAGAAGAGAUCUAGACUAUCUGCAGCCUCUAAGCCGUCUAUUGCUGCCUGAGUUUUCUAUGAAUGAAUUUUUAAUCUAUCAUUUUAUCGGUAAUUUUUGCUGUUCUUCAGAUAAGGAGUUCGUAAUUGUUAUACUAUUUGCUGCUUACAGAGAUGCUGAGAUUUUGUUUCAUUGAUGAUGUCCGUUCACUCUAUGAUUAGGAUGCUGUUUAUUUCACUUGCAGACUGAUACUGUAUGGGUUUCUGUUGUUGAGUGGCGUUAUUGAAGUUAUAGUUGGAUAAUAUUCCUGUCUUUA
Olea europaea var. sylvestris is the source of this 1140-nucleotide messenger RNA. Its product is annotated as 40S ribosomal protein S6. Gene Ontology annotation, molecular function: structural constituent of ribosome. Lineage: Eukaryota; Viridiplantae; Streptophyta; Magnoliopsida; Lamiales; Oleaceae. Gene Ontology annotation, biological process: translation. Gene Ontology annotation, cellular component: ribosome. The coding region runs from base 147 to 896 and encodes 249 amino acids. The transcript is spliced from 6 exons. The record is from RefSeq and is a predicted model, not a curated record.